Messenger RNA from Vanessa atalanta (red admiral), 2559 nucleotides. RefSeq names its product AFG3-like protein 2 (gene Afg3l2). Gene Ontology annotation, cellular component: m-AAA complex; membrane. The coding region runs from base 170 to 2488 and encodes 772 amino acids. The record is from RefSeq and is a predicted model, not a curated record. NCBI's taxonomy places the organism in Eukaryota, Metazoa, Arthropoda, Insecta, Lepidoptera, Nymphalidae. Gene Ontology annotation, biological process: mitochondrial protein processing; protein-containing complex assembly. The transcript is spliced from 2 exons. Gene Ontology annotation, molecular function: zinc ion binding; metalloendopeptidase activity; ATP-dependent peptidase activity.
UUCUUGUGCAAUGAGCAACACCAAUCUGAACAGUAUUGACAGAUAUUUUUAACCAUGUUUUGUGGAGACUUAAGUACUUUCUGACGGUUUUUGUGACAUAAUAAUCCAUCUUAUUGCGAAAUAUUUCAAUAAAAUAUUAGUUGUAAAUAAUAAAUACCAUAAUAACAGUAUGUGGAAGGGUCUUAGGCUUACGCAAACACAACUAUCGAAACUACAUUUCAAUGGACAUAAAUUUCAACCCAUUGGUGUUCCGGCUCUUGAUUCUGUAUUGAAUCAAUGGUACGAAUUUUGCAAAAAGCCUCCGAAGGGAUUCGAAAAAUAUUUUCAGCCCGAGGGUGGCCAAAAACAAGCUAAAAAACCUGAAACAGAUGCAUCACCCGCACCGUCGAAAAGUACGCCGCCUAGCCCUAAAUCGAGCUCACCUCAAGAUAAAUGGAACAUGAAUAUGUUUUCUGGCUCUUCAGGAGGGGGAAGAGGUUCAGGUCGCAGUGGUUAUGAAGGCCCAGAUAGAGAAAAAUGGAUGAUGUUUGGGGCUAUGGGAAUUGUAACUUUACUAGCUUCUAUAGCUUACUUUGAACUUCGAUAUAGAGAAAUUAGCUGGCGUGACUUUGUUAACUUAUAUCUUAACAAAGGACUUGUCGAAAAAUUAGAAGUUAUAAAUAAGAAAUGGGUUCGGGUAAGAUUACAAGGUUCUGCUCUCGAAGGAAAGAUCAUCUGGUUUGCAAUUGGAAGUGUUGAUUCAUUUGAAAGAAAUUUAGAAAAUGCACAAAUUGAAAUGAGUAUUGAACCACCUAACUUUGUUCCUGUUAUCUACAAGACUGAGGUUGAAGCAGCAAGCUUAACUGGAAUGUUGCCAACCUUACUAAUUAUUGGUUUUUUAAUAUAUAUGAUGAGAAGAUCAGCUGAUAUGAUGGGCCGGGGUGGACGAAAGGGUGGAGGUCUCUUUGGUGGAGUGAUGGAGUCUACUGCAAAACUUAUCAAUCCAACUGACAUUGGUGUAAAAUUCCAAGAUGUAGCUGGUUGUGAAGAAGCUAAAAUAGAAAUUAUGGAAUUUGUUAAUUUCUUAAAAAAUCCACAGCAAUAUAUUGACUUGGGUGCAAAAAUUCCUAAAGGAGCUUUACUUACUGGCCCUCCUGGUACUGGAAAAACUUUACUGGCUAAAGCUACAGCAGGAGAAGCAAAUGUUCCUUUCCUCACAGUAUCAGGUUCUGAAUUUUUGGAAAUGUUUGUAGGAGUAGGUCCAUCAAGAGUAAGGGACAUGUUUUCUAUGGCCCGUAAACAUGCACCUUGCAUUCUCUUUAUUGAUGAAAUAGAUGCUGUGGGCAGAAAGAGGGGUGGCCGAAGCUUUGGUGGUCAUUCUGAACAGGAAAAUACGCUAAACCAACUGCUUGUUGAGAUGGAUGGCUUUAACACAACAACAAAUGUUGUAGUCUUAGCUGCUACAAACAGAGUUGAUAUUUUGGAUAAAGCCUUGCUAAGACCGGGUAGAUUUGAUAGACAGAUCUUUGUACCAGCUCCAGAUAUUAAAGGAAGAGCAUCAAUUUUCAAAGUACAUCUGUCACCUUUAAAGACCACAAUUAAUAAAGAUAACUUGGCUCGUAAAAUGGCUGCCUUAACUCCAGGUUUCACCGGUGCAGACAUAGCCAAUGUAUGCAAUGAAGCAGCGCUUAUAGCUGCAAGAGAGUUAGCUAACGACAUUACAAUGAAGAACUUCGAACAAGCUAUAGAAAGAGUAGUGGCAGGUAUGGAGAAGAAAUCCAACGUACUGCAACCGGAUGAAAGAAAGAUUGUUGCUUAUCAUGAGGCAGGUCAUGCAGUUGCAGGUUGGUACCUACAACAUGCAGAUCCCUUACUAAAAGUGUCAAUUAUACCAAGAGGUAAGGGACUUGGAUAUGCACAAUAUCUACCAAAAGAACAGUAUCUAUAUAGCAAGGAACAACUUUUUGAUAGAAUGUGCAUGACUCUUGGUGGGCGAGUCAGUGAAGAGAUUUUCUUUGGUAGAAUUACAACAGGCGCCCAAGACGACCUUAAAAAAAUAACUCAAAGUGCAUACGCCCAAAUAGUUCAUUAUGGUAUGAAUGCUAAAGUAGGUAAUGUCUCUUUCGAAAUGCCACAACCAGGAGAAAUGGUCAUUGAUAAACCAUACUCAGAAAAAACCGCAGAGUUGAUUGAUUCAGAAGUCAGAGAUUUGAUAAAUACUGCACAUAAACAUACAACUGAUUUGUUAACAAAACAUAAAGCAAACAUAGAAAAGGUUGCUGAGAGGCUAUUGAAACAAGAAAUCUUAAGCAGGGAUGAUAUGAUUGAACUCUUAGGUCCGAGGCCAUUCCCAGAAAAGAGUACUUAUGAAGAAUUUGUUGAAGGUACUGGUUCACUAGAUGAAGAUACAACCUUACCUGAAGGGUUAAAAGAUUGGAAUAAAGAGAAACAACCCUCCACACCACCCCCGGAUAGCAUACCAUCAGGAGCAAGCCCUAGUAAAAAUUAAGCUAUUUUAUGUAGUACAUAGAUUGUUGAGUUUUUAGUCAGUUUAUGUGAAAUAAAUAUAUUACCUUAAGA